Cajanus cajan (pigeon pea) is the source of this 2174-nucleotide messenger RNA. The record is from RefSeq and is a predicted model, not a curated record. NCBI's taxonomy places the organism in Eukaryota, Viridiplantae, Streptophyta, Magnoliopsida, Fabales, Fabaceae.
UGUGGGUGUGAUUAGACAUAGAGAGAGUGAGAGCAAAGUGCAGAAGCGCAGCGUGGUGUUGGAGAGUAUAAAGAGAGAGACGGAAUGCAUUUGUGUUUGUGAAGAAGAUUUUCAAUCUCAAUCUCAAUCUCAAUCUCAAUCUCAAUCUUAAUCUCAAUCUCAGCCAAAAAGACUUUCAUGUGUCUCGUCGUUUCCACUAGCAGUUGUCGUUGAUUGUUGAUUUCGUGAACCUUCCAUGGCUUCGACCACCACCUCCUCGCUCUGCACGUGGCUCGUCGCGGCUUGCAUGUCAGUCACGUGCGACGCCGACCGUGCCAGAGCCCCUCGCGCAAUAUUCCGCUCUUCCAAGAGGUCUCGCAGCUCGCAAUUGAACGUUUGUGGAUCCACUCAUUCUGGUAAAACUAUGGCUGUAGCUUUGCAACCUGCCCAAGAGGUCACAACAAUAAAAAAACCUCCUACGAAGCAAAGACGAGUAGUUGUGACAGGACUGGGUGUGGUUACACCACUUGGGCAUGAUCCAGAUAUCUUCUACAAUAAUUUGCUCAAUGGUGUUAGUGGCAUAAGUGAGAUUGAAACAUUUGAUUGUGCAGAAUAUCCAACCAGAAUUGCUGGUGAAAUCAAGUCUUUCUCAACUGAUGGCUGGGUGGCACCAAAACUUUCAAAGAGAAUGGAUAAAUUUAUGCUCUAUAUGCUGACAGCUGGCAAAAAAGCCUUGGUUGAUGCUGGAAUUACUGAAGAUUUAAUGGACGAGUUAAAUAAAGAAAGGUGUGGAGUUCUGAUUGGCUCAGCAAUGGGUGGCAUGAAGGUUUUUAAUGAUGCCAUUGAAGCUUUACGAAUCUCAUAUAAGAAGAUGAAUCCCUUUUGUGUUCCUUUUGCAACAACAAAUAUGGGUUCUGCCAUGCUUGCAAUGGAUCUGGGAUGGAUGGGUCCUAAUUAUUCUAUCUCUACAGCUUGUGCCACAAGUAACUUUUGUAUAUUGAAUGCAGCAAACCAUAUCAUUAGAGGUGAAGCUGAUGUAAUGCUUUGUGGUGGCUCAGAUGCUGCUAUUAUACCAAUUGGUUUGGGAGGUUUUGUGGCAUGCAGGGCACUCUCACAAAGGAAUACUGAUCCUACCAAAGCUUCACGCCCUUGGGACAUUAACCGUGAUGGAUUUGUCAUGGGAGAAGGGGCUGGAGUUUUGCUUUUAGAAGAACUGGAGCAUGCUAAGAAAAGAGGUGCAAACAUAUAUGCUGAAUUCCUUGGUGGAAGUUUCACCUGUGAUGCAUAUCAUGUGACUGAGCCACGUCCUGAUGGGGCUGGUGUUAUACUUUGCAUUGAAAAGGCAUUAGCUCAGUCCGGAGUAUCAAAAGAGGAUGUGAAUUACAUAAAUGCACAUGCCACAUCCACACCAGCUGGAGAUCUUAAGGAGUACCAAGCUCUAAUUCAUUGUUUUGGUCAAAACCCCGAGUUAAGAGUGAAUUCUACGAAAUCUAUGAUUGGCCAUCUACUAGGUGCAGCUGGCGGUGUGGAAGCUGUAGCCACAGUACAGGCAAUUAAGACAGGGUGGGUUCAUCCCAAUAUCAACCUAGAAAACCCAGAUAAAGGAGUGGAUGCUAAUGUGCUUGUUGGCUCAAAGAAAGAGAGACUGGAUAUCAAGGCUGCGCUAUCAAAUUCAUUUGGCUUUGGGGGUCACAAUUCUUCAAUCAUAUUUGCGCCCUAUAAGUGAAACAGAUUUCACAGAGAAGGAUUUUCUAUUAGUAUAAGUUACUGAAUACCCAGACAAUGUUAUUGCAUACUAACUCCAGUGUUUGGUUGGGUGAGAAUAUGUGCGGUGUGGAUCAGUGACUGUUGAGAAACAUUGUUUGUUGGGAUGGGGUUGUGCCUAGUGACAAAAUGAGAAUGUUGAUAGAUUUGUGGUGCUCCUGGUGGGAGAGAGUGAGUGAGUCUCUAUCUAUCCAGUGAUAUAAAAUCCUAUCUCACCAUGAAUGGCUAGAGUAGGAGUUGACCCUCUUUUGAUGUAACCGUUUAACAACCAUUUUAUGGGAUACACUCUUUUGUUUUAUUCCCAUGUACAAAUAGACCCUCAUGGCUGGGCAUUGCUCAAUAACCAAUUUCAGUCAUCGAAUCGAAUACAUUAUGCUUUUCACUGGAAUUUAUAUACCCUGGACUGGAGGGUACUCAUUUCCAUUUUAUCA